UGAGCGAGCGAGUGAGGGAGAGAGAGAGAGCGCGAGCGAGCGAGCGAGCAAAAACGGCUCUCAGCAAAGCAACAAGAAGGAAGAGCAAUGGCGACACUGGAUCGCCAAAUACCAAGUCCGGAUACCUGCCUUUUCGAGCCUUGGUCUUCCUUCGUCAGUGCGGCUAAAUUACGUGUUGUUGACAACGCAGACUCUCCCCUGGAUAACAGCGAUAAAGAGCUUUACUGUCUGGCCGAAGCUGUGAAGCUCGACACAGAAGACAUGUUUCUCUACAGCCAGUUUCCAGCACUGCAGGAUUUUUAUCUGGUUGUCUGUCAUGUCUGCAACAAGGUGGUCACUCCUCAGGGCAUCCUCGCACACUAUGAGAAGCGGCACAGCUCCCCAGUUCCUUCCAGGAGUCCCAUGGUACCAAUGAAGCCCAAAGCGCCUGUGGUGGCCCCCGCUGUAGCUCCUAGUCCUGUGGACACACUGGCUUUCAGAGUCCCUAAAGAUUACCCUCACUCCCGCUUCGCCAAGGCUCCACUCGCCGUCUACCCACCGAAGGGGGCACGGAACAAGACAUGCGUAUCGCUUCCAGUUGUGAGCUUAGAAAAGAUGCCCUGCCUCGGCCGAGCCGACUCAGCAUCGCACGUGCGCCUCAGGCCGGCAGCGCUGUCUCUCCCGGGCCCCCAGCGCUCUGGCGAAAAGCUCACCAACGGCCGUGGCGGCAGCAGCGGGCCGUCCACGCCUCACUCUGCCACGCCCCCAUCCUCCCUGGACAGGCGGCCCAGCCCGGCGCACUCUCCGCUCGACAGGCGGCCGUCGUCGACUCCUUCGCCCUCCCCGCUGGACAGGAAGCCCUCCCCGUCUCCUUCGCCUUCCCACCGAUCUGUCGCUUUGCCAUCGUCAGUGUUGUCGUCUCCUUUGGAAAAGAAGCACCAGAAUGGAACUAAAACGGCUUCCAGAUCAUACAAAAGACUCUCAGGGAGAGUGUUUGAUCCUAACAAACACUGUGGAGUCCAGGAUCCUGAGACUAAACAACCCUGCACCCGGUCUCUCACCUGCAAGACUCACUCGCUGACCUACCGGCGAGCUGUGCCCGGAAGGAGGAAGCAUUUUGACAUCCUCCUAGCUGAACACAAGGGGCGAGCAAAGGAGAAGGAAGGCACAAAGGAGAAAGACAAGGAUGGAUCUCAGGAAGGGAAGGAAGGCUGCAGCCAUGGGGCCGCGUCACAGGAGAGUCCCAGCAAGCCUCACUGCCCAAACGGACGGCCUCUGUCCUCACUGAAGCUACGGCUGGCAAAUGCACACAUACCAAGGGUUCCAGGCAGUUCCACCACCUCCACCUCCAGCCCUCUGCCCCCAGCGCCAGUCCCCGCUACAGCCCCUCACCCAGAGACGUCACCCCACAGCUGGCUGACGGCAGCGGGAGACGGUGGGCAGCUCUCCAGUGACGAAGCAGACGCAGAGACUCCAGAAGACUCUGACAGACCUGCCGUUCACUACUCUAAUCACCACCCACAGCCGUUAGGGUUUUGCGUGUUUGGCAGCCGGCUCAUGGGACGAGGCCACUAUGUGUUCGACAGGCGAUGGGACAGGAUGAGGCUGGUGCUCCAGAGCAUGGUGGAGAAACACCUUAACGCCCAGAUGUGGAGGAAGUUGCCGCUGGCUCCUGAGAGCCUCUUCUCCUCCUCUGGCACUUCCCCUGUCACUUCACAACAGUCUCCAUCUCCCACCUCCACGCCUUCCCCGCUUUUCUCCUCCCCUUCCAACUCGCUUUCCUACACCGCCACCUUCCCUCAGUCCACGUCCACAGCUGGGGUGUUCAGCAUCCGGGACCCCCCACAGCCGCUGGGCAAAGCUCGUAACGGCACGCACAAAGCCAGCCUCCCUUCCAAAGACUUUCAAGACUCUGUAGUCGCAUCUAAGAAAAGAAAAAACUCUUCCUACUCUCCUUCGUCCCUUUCUUCUUCCUCUACCUCUUCCUCCUCUUCAUCUUCCUUGUUUCCAGCUGUGGAUAAUCACAAGAGGAACGGCAGCAGCUGUCAUAAAACCUUACAAGGAUCAGGGGGGGCAGCUGCCUCCCCAGCCAAGAAAAAGGGACUUGGGCGUGGGGGAAGCGGGCUGUGGCACAGUGCAGAUGACUGGCUGUCGAGAUCGGUCGUGUCCCAAAGCCACAAUUCUCAGAACAGUCGUGAUAUUGGCCCCACCAGUAGACCCUACUCACCCGAUAGCGAACCGGUCUCUGCCCCCCAUCACCUCUUGGCCCCCCCUUCCGGGCCACUGGCUUAUGGGGGAGGAGCAGAGGGAAGGAAGAGGAGAAGCCCCAGCUCCUACAGGGGGAAGGCCAAGCUGAGCCGAUCGGGUGGAUUGGACGGCCUCUUUGGGAACAGCGGCGACAGCGGGGGAAUACUGUCUCUGGGGCCUGACUCUUCGAGACAGGCCAAGUUGCAGCACUGAUAGAAACCUGUUUCAUGGACAGACCUUUGGGCAGCUGUGCAGGCCACUGUCAUUUGUGACCUUUAACCUCACCACUACUUCACUGACGGCACCAAUCACGCAGCGACGUCCUCGUGAUUUUACCCGUGUUUACCCGAUGACGGAUCAGUUCACACACUAUGACACAGGCGCUCUGGAGUCACAGUUAGGCUGACCGUUGCCUCCGCUCCCCUGUCCCUAAUUAUGGAUCAUGUUUAUGACAAGCUGCAAUGCAUCACUGUGGUCAUGGUCUUUUUAGACAGAAUCCAAAAACUCUGAAAAGGGAAUUAGCGUCACCGAGUUUUCCAGACAUUGUUAAUAAUGCCACCACUGUACAAUUUUUGAGAAGACAGAGUUUCUUUUCUAGUUCAGUCCGUUUUCCUGUUUUCUGUGUUUGGUCUGCAGAACAAGGAAAAAGGCCUGUGGUUGUUUUGGGGAGUUAAUUGUGGAAGGACCUACUGACACGACUACUGUAGGAUUCAAACUCCAGCUAUGCCACCGCAAAUGCCCCUUCUUCCCAUAUUCUUUUUAAACUUCAGCUUUUCUUCUUUCUUGAAAAAUGGAAGAGACACCAGCAGUUUUAGUUGGGUUUUAUCCAACCUUUUCCUCUCAUUUCCUCAUGGCUUCUUCUUCUUCUUCUUUCUUUUAUUUUUCUGUGUCCGACAGCAAACAACAGUCUGUUUCUCGUUUUAACUUCCUCACCCUCUCUCCUGUCCCAGCAUGACUGUGUUCAAAGUGCACUUACUGCCCCUGCUUCCCCUUGCCUCCUUCUUCACUGACUCCAGAGCAGUCUCCAGCAGUGCCACACAAGGACCUGUUGACACAAGGGAGGAAAAAAAAGUGUCUGUGUUACCAAGGACACUGUGUCAAUGCAUUGUAUUUUCAAAAUAGGAAGAAUUUUAUGUAAAGAUUGUGUUGUUUUGGUUUAUUGUUGCAAGAAACACAAACUCCUGCCUGUGUGCCAGGACAUCCAAAAACAAUUUAUUACUACGGUGUUGGAUCUUUUUUUUUUUUUGUACAAUAAUUUAUCAUUCUUAAAUGUUUUUUUUAUUACUAUUAAGGUUUAAGUCACAGAAUAGAUUUUUUUUUUUGAUCAAAAAAUAAUUUCUAUGGCAUUUUGAAGAAAUGUUAAAAGUAUUAUGAGAAUUGUCAUAUUAUUGAAAAUGUGUACAUAUCUGUUGUUAGUUUUUUAUUUAUUAAUUGCCCCCUUUCAUGAGCUGAAGAAGAGCGGGUUCUUUCCCAUACACCUUUUUAUUAAUAUCGAUAAAAUUAACCUGGUUUCACAAAGCCUUCAAAAUGUUGUUCAUUAUCAAAUUGAACAUUAUUCCCAAGACAGGUUAGAGAUUAUUGCGCCUUAUUCCACCUGUCCUGUCCAAGGCUACAUAUUAAUUGUUUACAGUAUCAACAGCUGUUAAAGCCACAGCCAGUACAUUUUUAAACAAGGAACUUGUUUUGUUUAACCUUUUAUUCUUCCUGAUACUGUCUCAACACUGCCUGCAUCUGUUGGUAGAGCUCAUGAACGUCAGACAAAAACUCUAUGCGCUCUGUGUAUAACUAUAUAUUCAAACCUAUUUAGAAUGACCAUGUACUUUGGAACCGGUACCUAGUUGCAGUCUUAAGCAAUAGAUGGCGUUUACGCAGUUGCCAUGGAGAUGGCUCGGGUGUCAAUACCUGACCUUAGCACAUUGGUGAUAUGAGAACAGAUGGUUAUAUACACUUUUAUUUGAAAAAUGAGCUUUCACCAGUUGCGUUGUAUUUCAAACAAUUACUGAUAUACUGAUAAUGAAAGUCAGAGUUGAAUGACCUCAUCGCACCCCUCCCUCCUGAUUCAAGGAGGAUAGAAAUUCCUCUGUUCUUUAUGUAUUUGUCAUACAACUGAUGAAGUUUGGUUUUGUGAAACCAGGCCCUGAUUAGUAUUGUCAUCCACCCGCAUUCCUGUCCAGCUGUGGUUGCACCUGUUUUUCAUACUUCUUCCAAUAGUAAAAACUGUGUUUAUUUUUUUGUUUGUUUUUUUUUUAAACUGCCUUUAUCUUCCAGGACCCAUUGGUCCAGUCUCAGUGUGAUUAUGCUUGGUCGUUAUGUUACAUCCAGUCAGGCACAAGUCAAAAUGCUUUCAGUCAUUCCCAUGAGCCUCUGACAACUUUUAAAUCCAGGAAAGAAGUAUUCAUAUUUUGGCGAUGGAUGCCAUCACAGUACAUCCACCAACCAAGCAUAAAACCUCUCAGUAGUACCAUUCAUCUGGUGUAGCUGAUGAGGCUGAAGUAACUGAAAGCAUUUUGAUUAGUUUGACAUCACCCUGAAGCCAAGAGCAAAGCUCACACCUGGUACUUGCCAACUGUUUCAGGGGAAAUAUCUUCUAGGAUUUGUCUUUCUUCUCACAAUCAUCUAAGCACUAACGAUGAAUGAAUUGUACAUAGUUGUAUUUGUGUUAUGCGUUUCCAAGUACUCAAAGUGCUUCCCUUGAUGACACUUUAUUCAUCAGUGUGAGAUCGUUACAGCUAUUAGAUCAGCGUAGUGAUGCCAGCUUGGUGGUCUUUGUUUUACUGGAGGUACACAUGGUUUACCCGGAUACACACGUUGUACAGUUAACAUGCCUACAGUUAGAAUAUUAACAUGCAUUUUUCAGUCUUCUCUCCCUUUGCAGCCUGUGCCACCUGCCCUGCUCACACAUGGAAAAAAAUCACCACACAGUUGCUAUGAAGGACCAACGGAUGCAUCCGUAUAUAGAUGGUCUGUGUUGGUUAAGCAGCUUAAAGCCAGAGUGCAGGUGGAACAUCUGUCUCCUUACACGUGUAUCUACAGAAGAAAGUGACGGAGUGCUGAGAUGUUUUUUGGGGCGAAACGACACCCUGGCCUACUGUUCAUAGACAGAAAUCAGAAGUUACAGUUUGUUGCAGCUAAAAUGAAGACAGAGCUCCUGGAUGUUGAUUUCAGGGUGGUUGUAUAUUGUUAAUGCUGUUUAAUAUUUUAGAGGUAUUAAGAUUUUUUAACCCUCCCUCUUCCUUUUUUGCACUUUGUCAUAAAGCCCAGAUUUUUAAUCAAUCUUCUAUUUAUAUAAAUAUUUGAAAUAUUAAACAAAUCUAUAUAUAUUUGUAAAAGUGUUUUUUGGCAACUACAGUAAAAGAAGACAUAAAGUGUAUUGUUGGUGAGUCGACCCCUAAAGCAGCGUGUUGUUUUUGUUUAUUGUAACUGAUCCAAACUGUGGUGGAUGUUGAAUGUCUGAAAGAUGCCUUUUAUGAAUUUAGGGGUUUGUUCAGUUUCCCUGCAGCUGGAUCAAAAAAAAGGAUUUCCCAUCAAAACAAUGUAAACGCUGUACAUGGUCUUAUAUUCAAGCUUUUAUUAAACGAUUGAAAGUGG
Molecule: messenger RNA, 5814 nt
Organism: Betta splendens (Siamese fighting fish)
Lineage: Eukaryota; Metazoa; Chordata; Actinopteri; Anabantiformes; Osphronemidae
Gene: atxn7l1
Product: ataxin 7-like 1
Exons: 12
Coding region: 88-2439 (783 amino acids)
Source: RefSeq, a predicted model, not a curated record